Saccostrea echinata is the source of this 838-nucleotide messenger RNA. RefSeq names its product dual specificity protein phosphatase 3-like. Gene Ontology annotation, molecular function: MAP kinase phosphatase activity; protein tyrosine/serine/threonine phosphatase activity. The transcript is spliced from 4 exons. Gene Ontology annotation, cellular component: cytoplasm. The record is from RefSeq and is a predicted model, not a curated record. Bases 34 to 636 code for a protein of 200 amino acids. Gene Ontology annotation, biological process: protein dephosphorylation; negative regulation of MAPK cascade. NCBI's taxonomy places the organism in Eukaryota, Metazoa, Mollusca, Bivalvia, Ostreida, Ostreidae.
ACUGCUAAAAAUAAAUUUUAUGGCCAGAAAAGGAUGGAAUAUAAUGACCAUACUCUAAACAGAGUUAGACACUACUUGAAGAAUGCAGACAUUCAAGCAUUGGACAGAAAUGAUGAUUUACCAGAGGGUUACUCUCGAUUCUUCACUGUUCCCAUUACUCCCAAAGAUUCCUACAAUGAAGUGUACCCUGGAAUUAUCAUAGCCAAUGGAGACUAUGCUAGAAAUAAAGAAGAACUCAAAAGAAUUGGAAUAACGCAUGUCGUAAAUUGUGCCAAAGGUUUAAAGUAUGGCCAGUUUGACACAAGUCCUUCUUACUUCAAAGAUGCUGGCAUACGGUUUCUUGGAAUACAGGCUAAUGAUGUUAUCACAUUUGAUAUGUCCAAACAUUUUGAGAAAGCUGCUAAUUUCAUAGAUGAGGCACUAGCCAAAGGAGGCAAAGUGUUUGUGCACUGUAAUAAAGGUAUAAGUCGGUCUGCCUCGAUUGUCUUGGCCUUUCUAAUGAUAAAGCGAGGGAUGAAUUUUAUGACAGCAGUUAGAACUGUGCGGUCUAAAAGAGAAGUCCUGCCAAAUGAUGGAUUCCUGAAACAGUUAGCCAUACUUAAUUAUACACUGUAUGAAGCUCACAAUGCGUAUUAGAUCCUCCAUUUAUGUUUGAAUUUUUUUUUCAUAGUUUUAAUAUUUGAGAAUUUUAUACAAUAAUUUUGUCAUGAAGAUUUUUAUAACCAGUCACACACUAUCUUUUAUACAUACAAGUACUUUGUACACAUUAAUUUUUUAGUCUGUAGUUGAAAUAUUAUUGUAUAUAUUUUAUUGUAAUGUUUUGUGACAAUUUUUUUGU